Messenger RNA from Paramecium pentaurelia, 285 nucleotides. NCBI's taxonomy places the organism in Eukaryota, Ciliophora, Oligohymenophorea, Peniculida, Parameciidae. The record is from the annotation of a GenBank genome assembly.
AUGGUCAUAGUGGAUAUGUUAUGUGAGUCUGUAUUUCUCCUGAUGGUAAUAGCUUCUGGUAGUAGAGAUGAGUCUAUCCAUCUAUGGGAUGUCAAAACAGGAUAAUAAAAAGCCAAAUUAUAUGGUACUAGUGGUAUAUUUUCAGUCUGUUUCUCUCCUGAUGGAAAUACAUUAGCUUCUGGUAGUGAUGAUGAGUCUAUCCGUCUAUGGGAUGUCAAAACUAACCUAUAUUAACCCUUAAUUUAAAUCUAUUUUAAUAUACUUCUUGUGUCCAAUAUUUGUUGA